Protopolystoma xenopodis is the source of this 1024-nucleotide messenger RNA. The record is from the annotation of a GenBank genome assembly. NCBI's taxonomy places the organism in Eukaryota, Metazoa, Platyhelminthes, Monogenea, Polystomatidea, Polystomatidae.
UCCCUUUGGUCUUUCGAUUCUUACCACCCUCAUAGCCUACAGUCGUCGAUCCGGCGUCAUGUGUCCCGAAGCCAACGCCAACUAUUCGGAUCCUGUGGCAGCGUCCAGCUCUUACAGCGCCGGCGGAGGCGUUGGCUCCAACAGUAGCGUGAACAACAACGGAGGCGGAGGCUGUGGUAACAGCAGCAAUAACAACAGCGUCAAUUUCACUGCUCUGGAUGGUCCAGUUCUCGAUGCCGGUGUUUAUCCUCCGCCUGCUUACGUCAGAAUGCCUCCCGGACAUUUGACGCAGGGCUAUCCACCUCUUCAGGCCACCUCGUCUGCGAUUGUACAGACCUCGACUCAAUCUCAUUCAAUCUACUCCCAGCCGGCUCCUUCCACCUCGUGUCCGCCCCAACACUCUCAGGCCCAUCUGACCACUGGACAGCUUCAUCCACAGCAUCAACACCAACAUCAUCUGCACCAUCAACAACAGAUGAUGGUCUCCUGCGAUGGACUGGUCAACAGCUCGCAGAUGUCGAUGUUUUCCAAUUCGGUCUCAGAAAACAUGGCUCUGUUCGCCAAUGGUCAAACCGGCCCACCCGUCCGCCUCGUGCCCUCCUCUCAGCACCGUCACGCAUCCAGCACCAACAAUGCAGGCGGCGUCGCUUCUUACCCGGCCUCCGGUCUGGGCCCCGAAUUCCCCACCGCCGGACUUGGACCCAGGUGUUAUCCAUUGCCAUCGGAAUCCGGCUGGCAAACAGGCGGGGACUUUUAUCCCAGCCGAGGACACGCCAGACUGGGCUCGGCUCAACCACCAUUUCAGCAUCACACCGCCUCAUUGUCUGCCUCCGUGACGGCUCCACCGGCUACCGCCAAUCUGCCCAGUUUGAGUGGGGCAACGAGGGCUCCGCGAUCUCCACUUUCGCUACCGCCCGAUCCCACGACCUACUCUGGCCAGACGUCGAUCUCACAAGCGCAAGCACAAGCACAAGCACAAGCACAGGCACAAUCACAUCAGCAACACCUCCAGCUCCACUCCACU